Messenger RNA from Monosiga brevicollis MX1, 1329 nucleotides. RefSeq lists its product as uncharacterized. Lineage: Eukaryota; Choanoflagellata; Craspedida; Salpingoecidae. Gene Ontology annotation, molecular function: protein disulfide isomerase activity; protein-disulfide reductase activity. The record is from RefSeq and is a predicted model, not a curated record. Bases 1 to 1329 code for a protein of 442 amino acids. Gene Ontology annotation, cellular component: endoplasmic reticulum lumen. The transcript is spliced from 4 exons. Gene Ontology annotation, biological process: response to endoplasmic reticulum stress.
AUGCGGGGGAAGGGGCGGCCGUGGAUGUCGACGGUUGGAUUUGUGGUGAUGGUGGUGGUGGGGUUGUUGUGUGUGGGUUUGGUUCCUGGGGCAGCAGGCUUUUACAGUAAAAAAGGCGAUGUGAUCGUGCUGGAUUCGCCGGCGCUGUUGGAUAGCCUCGAGGCCAGCAACUACCUUUGGUUUGUCGAACUGUAUCGGGAGGGCUGCGGCUACUGUCAGCAGCUGACGCCCCACUGGACGGAGCUUGCAGGCAAGCUCAAGCGGCUGGUGCGCGUGGCCGCCCUCGACGUUGAAAAGAAUGGCCCGUUGUUACAGACCAUGAUGCAGCGGUAUGACUUUGAUGUCAAGGGCGUGCCCACCAUCAUCAUGCUCAAGCCCUGGGGCAAGAAAGAUGGCACCAUGUCGAAAAAGCGUAUCGAUUACAACGGUGAGCGCACCGCUCAAGCCCUGUACAAGGCCGCCGUCAAGCACAUGCCCGACUACACCACCUUUGUCACCGCAGCCAGCCUUGACCGCUUCACGGCCGGUGACCAGGCCAAGGCUGUGCUUUUCACGCCCAAGGCCCAAACGCCUGUCAUGUGGAAGGGCUUGGCCAGCAAGUAUCGUCACCGCCUCGAGCUGGGCGUGACGCUCGACGAUGAUGCAACCCAGCUGCGCGACCUGCUAGGCCUUGAGCGGUUUCCCACUGUUCGCAUCUAUACAAACGGCUCUCAUGUCGAUUUCACCGGCACCACCAACUUUCUCAACCUCGACCUCUUCCUGUCGCAGCACGCCGCUGCCAAGCCGAGUCGCCCCACCCCGCCCAAUUCCAGCAGCGGCUCCUCACAGUCCACUGCCAAAGACCAGUCCGACCCUAAGAACCGAUCAAAAACCGGGGCCAAGAAAAGUACAACCAAGAGCAAGUCCAAAGCAAGCGCGUCCCCCGCGCGCACCGACCUUCGCACUCUCUCGACAAAGAAGCUUAACAAGAUGAAAAUUCGUGAGCUCAAGUUGAUUCUCGACGAGUACAACGCACCCUGCCGAGGCUGCAUCGAGAAACAGCAUUACAUUGACCGCGUUCUCGAGGCUAAGCUCAAAGUGGCGCAACAGGAACUCAAGACUCUGCGUGCCGAAAAUGAGGCCUUGCGCAAGGAAGUGGAGCAGCUGAAGCAAACCGGCCACUGUCACUCGGAAGACACGCAUGAAGACUUGUACCUAGCUGAUGAGGAGGACGGAUACAUCGAGUUGAUCGAGGAUGAACCAGACAAUGACGAUGAGGAUGAUACAGAAGAGACUUCAAUUCAGGAUGACGACGAUGGUGAGGAAGAACAAGAUGAGGACAUUGAAUAG